AUGUCGUUCGACACUCCAGUAACAGCUGGGCCCACUGUGGGCAGUGCCUCCAUGGGAGAGUGCCAAGCUUUAUGUGCUGCGCACCACUAUCGAUCGAAGAUGGUGAUGCUCUCCUCGGUAGCAACUCGGCCGCUCCCAUGGACGAGCUCGAUCCAGGCUAGAGGCACUUGGUCGCAUUGGAAUCGAGUGAUCAGUUGCAUGAAACAUUACAUUGGGCACACUAAACUGUCUGUUCCCCAUUGUCGCGAACGGAGGGAAAGAGUUGUGAAGCAUCCAAAUCAUCACUUGGGACCCUUCACGAUUCAGGGGCAUGUUCUGGAGAGCAAACAGGACAAAAGCAGACUCGACAGGAGAAUGAGUACGUGUGCCGAACCCACUCCGCUCACAGUAUUCAUUGCUCAUCGAGGUAUUCAGGGACUCACUACAAGUUAUGACCACGCCAAGUCUGAAGGUGGACAUCCCAGACCGGGAUCGAGGCUGGAAGAGCGGCCCGGCACGCUGAAGCUUCUCCAUAUGAUAUGGCAUUCAGUGUCCAGCCGACAAUUAGCUAGGAAUGAGUCAUCACUGGUACUUGUUUUCCCGGAGGUGGCUAACACCAAUGCGUCGGCGGAAGGUGUCAUCUUGAUCCUCCUUAAAGCCGCAAGUAAUGGUCAGCAGGGCGGAAGGAAGCCUUCGAAAAUGGAUGAGUGCCUUGGCUUAGGGCAGCGUUUGGAGAUAUGGUGGUCCUUCCCGUCCCAGGAGAGCCACGUAGCCAGACGAAUUGGCCCUCUUGCGACGUUUGAUCAUCGACCCCUAGACCUCAAAUUGCGUGCUUUCAAGGCAGUCGGACAUAUUUGUGACGUAGGUAUUGUCUACACUGAGUCGGGGGAGUUGUGA
Messenger RNA from Cantharellus anzutake, 876 nucleotides. RefSeq lists its product as uncharacterized. The record is from RefSeq and is a predicted model, not a curated record. The coding region runs from base 1 to 876 and encodes 291 amino acids. The transcript has 6 exons. Lineage: Eukaryota; Fungi; Basidiomycota; Agaricomycetes; Cantharellales; Hydnaceae.